Molecule: messenger RNA, 3964 nt
Organism: Anoplophora glabripennis (Asian longhorned beetle)
Lineage: Eukaryota; Metazoa; Arthropoda; Insecta; Coleoptera; Cerambycidae
Product: ribosome biogenesis protein BMS1 homolog
Exons: 9
Coding region: 126-3920 (1264 amino acids)
Biological process (GO): endonucleolytic cleavage of tricistronic rRNA transcript (SSU-rRNA, 5.8S rRNA, LSU-rRNA); ribosome biogenesis; maturation of SSU-rRNA from tricistronic rRNA transcript (SSU-rRNA, 5.8S rRNA, LSU-rRNA)
Cellular component (GO): nucleus; 90S preribosome
Molecular function (GO): GTP binding; GTPase activity; U3 snoRNA binding
Source: RefSeq, a predicted model, not a curated record
UCUGACUUCUGUUUCUUGUAGGUUAGAUUUUUAAUAACUCAAGGUAGAUUUUUAAAAUAUUUUAAAAAUCUUUAUUUUCUGAAAUUUUCAUAUUUUAAACAGUCUCUUGUAAUUAAUUAAUUAAUAUGGAGGAAAAUAAUGUGGGGGAUACGAAAAAGUCACAUCGAGAUAGGCAUUCAGGGAGAAAAGCUGUAAAGAAAAAAAACAAAAAAGAUAUUCAAAACCCAAUUGCAGAAGAACUUUCAGAUAAGCAGCGGAAUCCUAAAGCUUUUGCAUUUAAUUCAGCUAUUAGAGCUGAACGAAGGUUUAGAAGGAAGCAAGAUAUUGAAACAAAGAAGCAACACAUACCAGUAGUUGACAGAACUCCCAUUGAACCACCACCUAUACUCGUAGCAGUAGUAGGUCCACCAAAAGUUGGCAAAACUACUUUAAUUAAAAAUUUAAUCAAAAGUUACACACGAUCACCUCUAACGGAGAUAAAAGGCCCUGUGACAAUUGUUACUGGAAAAAAACGAAGAGUAACUUUUAUCGAAUGCAAUAACGAUAUUAACUCAAUGAUAGAUUUGGCUAAAGUAGGUGACUUAGUAUUAUUGUUGUGUGAUGCUAGUUUUGGAUUUGAAAUGGAGGUUUUUGAAUUUUUAAAUAUAUGUCAGAUCCACGGGAUGCCUAGAAUUAUGGGCGUAUUAACUCACUUGGAUAUGAUCAAAAAUAGUAAAGCACUCAAAACUACAAAAAAGACUCUUAAACAUAGAUUUUGGGCUGAAGUGUAUCCAGGUGCAAAAUUGUUUUAUUUAUCGGGAAUACUCCAUGGGGAAUAUUUACGAAAUGAGAUUAAAAAUUUAAGCCGAUUCAUUUCUGUUAUGAAAUUUAGGCCACUACAGUGGAGAACGACUCACAGUUACUUACUUGGAGACCGAUAUGAGGAUUUGACUAAUCAGGAACUAAUUAGAAAGAAUCCUAAAUGUGAUCGAAAUAUUUCAUUAUAUGGAUAUAUUAGAGGAGUUCCUCUUAAAAAGGAAACUGCGGUACACAUUGCUGGUUUGGGAGAUCUCAAAAUAUGUGAUAUUUCCUGUCUUCCGGAUCCGUGUCCAUUACCGGAACAGAUUAAAAAGAGGGCUUUGAUUGAAAAGGAAAAAUUUGUUUAUGCUCCCUUUUCGGGUGUUGGUGGUAUAGUAUAUGAUAAAGAUGCCGUUUAUAUCGAGCUAGGAGGUUCACAUAGUCACAGUAAAAGAACAGAUGAUGAAACAAGUGCUAUGAUUGCAAAUUUGUUGAAAAAUAAAACUACCCUAGACGUGAAAUUGGAACACUCAAAAAUUCAACUUUUUACGGGAGGUGAUGAACUUACAGCUAAAGAUUUAGUUGAAAAUGAACAACAUGUAACUGAAAACGUACAAUUAUAUGAAAAAAGGGACGAUGAAAAAGAAGACAGUGACCUAGACGCUGAACUGAAAGAAUUGCGAAAAGAAAACAUAUAUAAUUUUCAUGAGGAACGUGUGGAGAAUAAUGGAAGAAUUAGAAGAAAAGUAGUUUUUGACACUACCGAUGAAGAUUAUUCAAAUAAUUUAAGUGAUAAUAGUGAAGAUGAAUAUAAAAGUAGUGACAAUGAUGAAGAUGGAAUCAAAGAAGUAGUGAGUACUUCGUUCGAGUACACAAAUUUAAGGGUGAAUAAAGAUAAAGAUAUUCACGAUAAGGUUAGCAGCGUCUUAAAACAGCUUAGUUUUAAAGAAACCACUUCAGGAAAAGAAGACGGUAACAAAUCUAUCCAAAAUUCCAAGGAAGUAAAUGAAGAAAGUACUUCAGAAGCAAAUGGUAUUUUUUUUUAUGGUGAAAUCAAUCUCGUAAGUAAUGAUAAAGAUAAUAAUGAAGGUUCAGAUAGUGAUGAACACUCUGAUAAACAUGAAGAAUCCUCGGAAGAAUCAAAUAGUGAGCAAGAUUCCGAAAGUGAUGAAAAUUUGGAGGAUAAUAAUGAAGACAGUGAAGACAAUAGUGAUGUCUAUGGUAUGGAUGUAAAGUGGAAGGAAAAUUUAGCCCAAAAAGCCAAAGAUUCUUUCGUGAACCGUCAAAAUACAAAUCAUAAUAUAAUGAAAUUAGUAUAUGGUGUAUUUGAUUCCAAACAUAAUUUUGUGACUCAAGAAAGUGAAAGUAGUAGCGAUGACGAAGAUAAUAUAGGAGGACUUUUUAAGAAAGUGUCAAGGGAUCAAGAAAAGUUAAAACUUAAUAAAGAUAGCAUGAAUUUAACUGAGUCAUCAUUAAUGUUACCUUGGGGCGCUUCGACAAGAGACUGGCUAGAUACAGAGAACAAAGCUCUUAUUGCUAACUGUUUUGUAACCGGAAAGUGGAAAGAAUCGGAAGAUGCAGCAGAACUCCUGAAGUUAGACGACACUGAAGAUUUAAGUGAUGUAAACUCAGAAAUAUUCGGCGACUUUGAAGAUCUCGAAACAGGACAGAAAUUUGAAACAUCAAAACUGAAAACCGAUCAGAAACAGGCAGAAAAGCGUAAAAGAAAAGAUAGUGAGAAAGAUGAAGAAGCCGACAAGCAAGCUCUUGUCGAGAAGAAAAGGAAGCUGAAAGAAAAAUUUGAUGCAGAGUAUGAUAAUACUGAAAAGACCAGUUAUUACGAUGAUCUGAAAAUGACGGCUGAAAAACAAGCUCAGUUGAACAAAACAGUUUUCGAUAGCAUGCCUGAUGAGGUUAGGGUGCAGAUUGAAGGAUUUAGAGCUGGAAUGUAUGUUCGAAUAGAAUUUGAGAAUGUGCCUGCCGAGUUUAUCACUAAUUUUGAUCCGACUUACCCGUUGGUUAUAGGAGCCCUCAAUAUGGGUGAAGAAAAUAUAGGAUACGUUAAUGUUAGAAUAAAGAAACAUCGAUGGUAUAAUAAAAUAUUGAAAACAAAUGAUCCGUUAAUAAUUUCCUUGGGAUGGCGAAGGUUCCAAACAAUACCACUUUAUUCCAAAUUAGAGGACGAUUUGAAAUACAGAUAUUUAAAAUACACUCCAGAGCAUCUUGCCUGCAACGCCCACUUUUGGGGACCGAUCACGCCUCAAGGUACAGGUUUUUUGGCGUUGCAAGUCGUCGACUCCUCACAAGAAGUAGUUAAAAAAUUAGGCUUCAGAAUCGCAGCCACGGGAACUGUUCAAGAAUUAGAUAAGUCUACACAAAUAAUGAAAAAAUUAAAACUUAUCGGCUACCCACUAAAGAUAUACAAAAAGACAGCAUUUGUUAAAGGAAUGUUUAACUCUGCGUUGGAAGUUGCUAAGUUUGAGGGAGCACGUAUUAAAACGGUUUCUGGUAUCAGAGGACAAAUAAAAAAGGCUGUUAAUAAACCAGAGGGAUGCUUUCGUGCUACAUUUGAAGAUAAAAUUCAGUUAAGUGAUAUUGUUUUCUGUAGAACUUGGUACAGAGUUGAUGUACCUGAAUUUUAUGCUCCUGUCAAUACGUUGCUGUUACCGUCUGGUAAAAAGAAUGCAUGGAGAGGGAUCAGGACAACUGGUGAGAUAAAACGGGAGGAAGGAAUAAAAAAUCCUGCCCACAAAGAUAGUUUAUACACACCUAUCAAUAGGCAACCCAAGCCGUUUAAGCCACUAAUCAUCCCUCAGAAGUUACAAAAGGCAUUACCCUAUAGAGACAAACCUAAUCAUGGCAUCAAGGUAUCAGAGAGAAAGAAGGGCAUCGAUAGAGUUGCCGUCAUUCGUGAGCCACAUGAACAAAAGGUGUCGGCUAUGAUAAAGAUGAUUAAAGCCACUUAUGAACACAAACAAGAGAAGCUGAAAAAGGAAACAAAGGAGAGAUUGGAAAAACACAGGCAGAAUAUCGCGGCUCAGGAGGCUAGCAAAGAGAGAAAACUGAAGCAGAAAAAGAAGGAGGUGUUCAGGAACCGAAGUAAAGCUCAAAUUAGAGAGAAGAACAAGGGUGGUGGAAAGUAAUUUGGCUAAUUUGUUUGUUUUUUUUUUUAAAUAAAAAUGAAGUU